Messenger RNA from Periconia digitata, 765 nucleotides. The record is from the annotation of a GenBank genome assembly. Lineage: Eukaryota; Fungi; Ascomycota; Dothideomycetes; Pleosporales; Periconiaceae.
AACAUCACAUCCAGGCACACAUCCCUCUUCUUGCUUGCCGAAUACAAUCUCCACAAAUCGAAGGAUACAACUUUCUUGCACCAAGUCAGAUAAAUCAAGAUGUCAGCCCAACAACCCCCCAAACACAUCGGAGUCAUCCUUUUUCCAGGAUUCCAACUCCUCGAUCUUUGCGGUCCUUUGGAUGUGCUCAACAUCCUCGCUACAGAGCGCACCUUAACGCUUUCCAUCUUGGCUGCGACGCUCGAUCCUGUAUCGACACAGCAUGCGUUGCAGGAGAGCAAGCAGUCUGACUUUGGCGAGAAAUUGGUGCCUACGCAUACAUUUGAUACAGCGCCUGAUGACAUUGAGGUGUUGAUUCUCCCUGGAGGCUACGGGUCGAGGAGCGAGGAGAAGAUCGAAGGUGCCGUCGAGUUCCUGAAAGGUUACUAUCCAAAGUUGAAAUACAUGAUCACGGUUUGCACUGGAAGUGCCAUCCUGGCGAAAACAGGCGUGUUGAACGACCGCCGAGCGACAUCUAAUAAAAAAGCUUUCACAUGGGUCAAAGAACAAAACACGGCUGUGAAAUGGGUGGCCAAAGCCCGAUGGGUAGUAGAUGGCAACAUAUGGACAUCUUCCGGUAUAUCGGCUGGAAUUGAUCUAAUAUAUUCUUGGAUUGGAGAGGUAUAUGGCAAGGAACUGGCAGAUCUGUUGGCUGAUCAAAGCGAGUACGAGAGGAACACCGACGCAGGCGAUGACCGAUUUGCAGCAAGGUGGGGCGCCGUCUAG